UCAGUGUAUUCGUGCAUUAACUGAGUAAGCCUUCUUACAGAUCCCGCAUCUCACGGCUAGUCUUAUAAUGUUAUGACAAUUCGUUAUGCGCGUAAUACCUGUUUGAUGGACAGUGAAGCUCUUCAUAACACAGGGCAAGGCUGAUUGUCUACACUUGAUUUCUCUGGGAUUUACCGGCGGCCUCAUUUCGCAUUCGGGCACAGGCACAUUUCGGCUACUCAAACAAAAAUUCAAUUUUCUGCAGGAGACCUGCGUGGCACUCCAUGUAUCGUGGGAGACUCGUUUCUAGGUAUUAUCUUGUCUUGGCGUGGUAUUUGAACACAAGGAAUAAACAAACUAUAGCCGUCGGCUCACGUGGCAGUGCAUCUUACGUGUUAUCCCAGUUAAUUACCUGAGUUCUUCCCCUCAGCGUCAGUCGUGCUCGUCACUAUUCACACUUUGGUAUGGAGGAUAUAGAGGUGUCUCCACGGUGUCAUGCAAGUCACCAAGUAAUCUCAGUAUCUUUGUCCCUAACCACGCUCAAGGGACGCGUGACUGGUCCACAGUAGUCCAUCCCAUCAUCCAGUAUUUCAUUCUUUGCGUCAACUGCCAUCACCCCGUCUGUUUACACCCAGGUUUAACCUCCCCCUCUGGAUUUUGUUGUUAUUCCUCCUUGUCAUUUUCAUCAUCGUCUCGUGGAUUAACUCCGUGGGUCUUACAGUGGCGGCGCCCGGUCCGGGGGGAGUCCCUAUAAAACCCGCCUCACCCUGAGCCAACAGAUAUGGGUGACGCUGGCUUCAUUGCAGGCGUGGUGAUCGGCUCUGCUGCUGCUUUUGGUUUCGUAGCUGCCUGCUUAUACUCAGCCUACAAGGCUAUCAGGGACCAUAAACGUAUCGCCGAGAAACAGGCACAGAGACGAGAGCAGCAGCUGCUAGCCAUCAGCGAGCAGACGGCGGGUGUGCCACCACCGGACAUCGAGGAACCACCCAACAGGACCUCGCGCUCUCUCAGUACCCCAGGACUCUUGCUGGAACAGCGGCGGCCCUCUGCCUUCGCGCCUCCCCCACAAGCCAUGGAGAGACGCUGGACCCGUGCAGGACUGGAAUACCGCCACGAGGGAGGGGUGGUUCACAUCCAUAAAACGGACGACCCCGACGGUGGUGACCCAUCUGCUGGCGAAAGUACCGAGGAUUGUAUCAUGGAUUCAAACAUUCCUUACAAGCGGCACAUCGAUAGUAGUGAGCCACCCACAUCCUCACCCCGGGGUAAAACCACCCCGGGUACUAAGGCCAAGAAGCUUCCUGCUGUCCCGCCCCCUCAAGUCCAGAUUCAAGUGUCGUUGACCCCACAGAGCGACGCCAACGGUGACACUACGCAAGUCGAGGAGGUGACCGUUACACCCAAGCCCGUGUCUGUACGCACCUCUGGGGAUGGGUCACGGACUCAAACUGUCACAGAGAUAUCGAGUAACGAAGCCGGUGGUAACGCGGGGAAAGUCAAGAAUGCAGCCGACUGGGUUUAAUGUUGGAAAAGUUUGCUCGGUCGAAUAGAUUUCGCAAAUUCCCAGACUACGAAAAAGUUUGUGUGGAGUCACGUCACGUUAAUCUUGCUGGAAACAACAACUUGAUGUCGUGUGGGCUUACUGACUGACUCCAAACAAGCUUAUACUCGUUAUAAGCUCGUUGGGACAGGCCACGUGUCGUAGAUCAAGGGAAUGGACCGUCAUCAAGGGAAUCGUUCAGCGCCAAAUGUUUCUGUCAGAAUCCGACCGUUGACAACGGAAAAAAGCUGCCAAGAGUGGUAACUUUGCGCUAUCCGAUAGGCCCAAGGAAGAAUAUAUAUCAAUCAAACAUUUUCGUGUGAAAAAGAAUGGUUAUCAAAGAGACGUAAGCCUUAACAAGAAGUGGCUUAAAGACAGUUUAACCCUUACCAAAACGUAGUUUCUCUUUCUGAUUGCAUUAUACAAUUGUCUGUCAACAAGUUAUAAAUGUACAUAUGCAUUCCACCAAUUCAAUACUUGUUGUUGGUAGCACUUGUAGGGGAAAUUAAUGACAUCUAUCAUCGUGCGUCAAUGUUCAAAUGUCAACAAAAUAUCAUUGUGCUUUUCUGCCAACGUGCUUUUCAAACCAUCUGCUUCAAUAGGGGAAUAAAACUAAUGUGUGCUUGGGAGGUUUUAAACACUCUGUUUAAGACCGGUUGGAGUUUGGAUGCUGAAAAUUACC
Messenger RNA from Patiria miniata (bat star), 2201 nucleotides. RefSeq lists its product as uncharacterized. The record is from RefSeq and is a predicted model, not a curated record. The transcript has 2 exons. Bases 761 to 1501 code for a protein of 246 amino acids. NCBI's taxonomy places the organism in Eukaryota, Metazoa, Echinodermata, Asteroidea, Valvatida, Asterinidae.